AUGGCCACCUUUAAACAACAAGCCCUGCAGUGCGUCAAAUGUUUGCGCCAUCGUGGACCUGACUGGUCUGGCAACUGGUCUGGGAACAACACCAUCCUCUGCCACGAACGGCUCAGUAUCGUCGGCGUGGACAGCGGUGCCCAACCUCUGGUCAACGAUGAAGGUACAGUAGCUCUGGCCGUCAAUGGCGAGAUCUACAACCACCGAAUCUUGCGGAAGCAUUUCAAAACCCCCUACAACUUCAGAACUCACAGUGAUUGUGAAGUCAUCAUCCCACUCUAUCUGGAACACGACAUCGACGCCCCGAAGCAGCUAGAUGGCAUGUUCUCCUUUGUUCUCUAUGACAAGGAACAAGAUCGAACAAUUGCUGCCCGCGAUCCUAUUGGCAUUACCUCUUUCUAUAUCGGUCGCUCCUCUCAAACACCCGGUGCUGUCUACUUUGCUUCCGAGCUCAAGGCGCUGGCCCCCGUUUGCGACAAAAUCGAUUCGUUCCCACCCGGCCACGUCUAUGACUCCAAGACGGACAAAACCACCCGCUAUUUCGAGCCGUCAUGGUGGGAUCCAAAGCGGGUUCCGACUACUCCCAUCGACUACAAAUUGAUCCGACAUACCCUAGAGAAAUCGGUGCUGAAACGACUCAUGGCGGAAGUCCCAUAUGGCGUUCUUUUGUCGGGAGGUCUCGAUUCAAGUUUGACCGCUUCAAUUGCACAGCGAGAGUCUCUUCGUCAACGAGCCAUUGCUGAGAAGCAACAGGCCAGUAAAAUGACCAACGGGAUCACCAACGGUUAUGUCAACGGUGGCGCCCCCAAGACCGGCACCAAACUGGUCGGUAUCGACGACGAUGACGAGCUGUCAACAGUUACCUUCCUUCCCCAGUUGCACUCCUUUUCCAUCGGUUUGCCCGAUGCCCCUGAUACCAAAGCUGCGAUUGAGGUCGCCAAAUUUCUCGGAACCAAGCACUAUGAUUUCACCUUCACCAUCCAAGAGGGUUUAGAUGCUCUUUCGGACGUCAUCUAUCACCUCGAGUCGUACGAUGUCACCACCAUUCGCGCUUCGACACCGAUGUACCUCCUCAGCCGAAAGAUUAAGGCCAUGGGUGUUAAGAUGGUUUUGAGUGGAGAAGGAAGUGAUGAAAUCUUUGGCGGAUACCUGUACUUCCAUGCAGCACCAAAUAAAGAAGAAUUUCAUGCCGAGACAGUCAAGAGAGUCAAGAACCUGCAUUUGGCAGAUUGUCUCCGCGCCAACAAGUCCACAUCCGCAUGGGGUGUCGAGGCUCGAGUUCCCUUCCUAGACAAGCAAUUCCUUGAAGUGUCCAUGAACGUGGAUCCACAAGAGAAGAUGAUUACGAAAGACAGACUGGAAAAGUAUAUCCUGCGCAAAGCUUUUGACACCACAGACGAGCCGGAUGUCAAACCCUACCUGCCAGACAACAUUCUUUGGCGGCAAAAAGAGCAGUUUAGCGAUGGCGUUGGAUAUGGCUGGAUUGAUGCUUUAAAAGAUAAUGCAGAGCUUCAUGUGACGGAUGAGAUGCUGGCCAACCCCAAGAAAGAAUGGGGCGACGACGUGCCUACUAACAAGGAGGCAUACUGGUACAGAACGAUGUUUGACCAACAUUUCCCGCCUUACUGUGCCAGCACGGUCAUGAGGUGGACACCCACCUGGUCUCGACAAACUGAUCCCAGCGGUCGAGCGAUUGGAACGCAUGUGGCGCGAUAUGAUACAGAGACAGAGGCAGGGUCAUAA
Messenger RNA from Exophiala aquamarina CBS 119918, 1743 nucleotides. RefSeq names its product asparagine synthetase [glutamine-hydrolyzing] 2. Lineage: Eukaryota; Fungi; Ascomycota; Eurotiomycetes; Chaetothyriales; Herpotrichiellaceae. Gene Ontology annotation, cellular component: cytosol. The transcript has 2 exons. The record is from RefSeq and is a predicted model, not a curated record. Bases 1 to 1743 code for a protein of 580 amino acids. Gene Ontology annotation, molecular function: asparagine synthase (glutamine-hydrolyzing) activity.